CUUGAUUCAAUCUUCCCUGUGAAACUUUUUCUAUUUUGCAAAUCCUAGUUUCCUUUGUUCAUGUCUCGUAAUCCAUAUUUUUAAAGGCGUACAUUCAAUUCGCUACCAGGAAACAGGCUGCCCUCGUCUCGCAGGUGAGAACAAUAAUCCACGCAAAACCUUUGCAAAUCAAAACAAAUACAUAUGAAUCCACAUACAAUCCACCAACUCCUUUCUUCUCUCUUUCUUCCUUACAUAACAAACGCGACUAGAAGUCACAGAAGAAGGCUUUGUUCCAAGCCAGCACCAAAUUAUAUGAACAAUGCAUUGUUCCUUUGCCUUUUAUCUUGUUCUCCGAACAAUCACAAUCCCCACAACGCCUUCGCUUGUUUCCUGCCUGUAUAUAAACUCUCGAGCAUCAUUAUCCCCUUCUUCGAGAUCUUCGUAAGUUUUGGACUAAUACAGGUAGGGCAGACUCUAGGUUUCACAAUGAACAUGGCUACUCAAAUCGCUGAGAUCCAUCUCGCCGCGGCUUUCACGACGAUAAAUAUCAUAUUGCUUGGUGCAUUCCUCGCCACUGCCUGGAAGCGGGAACGGGAGUGCGGGAGCAAACGCCGCAGUCGUAACUUCAAACCGAUGAAAAUUUAGGAUUGCAAUUAUAAAGUGGGUUUCGGGUUUCUUCUGAUAGACUAGAAGGUAUGAACUCUUAUAUAUUACCUUACGUAGUAA
Molecule: messenger RNA, 708 nt
Organism: Hypoxylon trugodes
Lineage: Eukaryota; Fungi; Ascomycota; Sordariomycetes; Xylariales; Hypoxylaceae
Exons: 2
Coding region: 184-627 (147 amino acids)
Source: RefSeq, a predicted model, not a curated record